Molecule: messenger RNA, 972 nt
Organism: Parnassius mnemosyne (clouded apollo)
Lineage: Eukaryota; Metazoa; Arthropoda; Insecta; Lepidoptera; Papilionidae
Source: the annotation of a GenBank genome assembly
AUGAUAGAUAUAGAUGUAUUAGGUUCCAUGUUAAGUAAGCUUAGAAGUAUUUACAGCUCAGAUCAAAUAUUAAAUUUAGAACUCAGAGACUAUUAUGACGUAAUAAAACCCGGCUCAUAUUACACGGAGAAACAAAUCGUGUUCAUCUUUAAAUUUCCUAUAACUUCUAGAGAUAAUUUUGAUUUAUAUAAAUUAUCCAUUGUCCCAAAUAAAAAUUCACAGGCCCUUAUCCCAACCUAUCCCUUCAUGGCAACUAACGAGUUAUCAUUCGCGUACAUAGAGACAGAAUGUCCGAAGUUUAACCACUGGUAUCUCUGUGAAGAACGCACUACCUAUCAGAUCCGAACACAACCCGAUUGCAUCCAAGAAUUGAUCACCAAGCAAGUCAUACAAGAAGCCUGCAAUCUUACUACUAUUAUCCUGUCAAAAGAAGCGAUGGAAAAACUAGAUGACCAGCAUUAUAUCCUGUCCUUUCCACACUAUACCAAGGUACAAUUGUCUUGCGGAAGAAAAGAAUUCACCAUGCUACAAGGGAGUUAUCUCAUUACGAUUCCAGCCAGCUGUCUUCUUAAAACUGCUGAGUUCACCAUCGUCAACGACAAUAAUGAGAUAAAAGGUCAACCUCUAAAGCUCACUGGACUACCUUUCAGAUCUCCGGAACAAGCUACAGCAUCUACCCGCAUCCACCUAAACUCAAUCUAUCUCCAAGGAUUACACAGCAUCCAAGACAAAAUUCUCAUGCAAUCACCAGUACAACUACGUGCCAUAAGUGACACAUUAUACCAUACGACAAUUCCCUUUUAUAUCAUAUUAUCGAGUGGAGGUAUUCUUAUCUUUGUACUGGCCACCCGUCGCUACAUAUCAAGAUGCAGAAAGGAAACGAGCAAAGCAGCGCAAUCACCAACAUCUAAUUCAGAAGAUCAUGGAAACCCCGAAAUUCCGGCAACAUUUUCCCUGAACAUACUCAAAUAG